UAUCAAAAUAUUUUCUUUUCUCCUCGAUUACAGGAGCAUUUUUCUUCUCGUUAACCUAUUCUGGUUAACGAAUGGUGGAUUCAUUUUAGAGGAACAACACGAGCCGUUGAUAAGAAUGGGCACAUACGUGUUGAAGGUAAGAUUCCCGGUAUUAGGAUUAGAAGAAGGAGGGAAGGCCUUAUUAAAAUCUAAGGCAGAUUAUAAUUAUACUUGUGUAUUAUUACAAAAAAUAAUAAAAAAUACACAUUGUAAUGUCAUGCUGAGUGAUUUAGAAAUGGCAUUCAACAAAAGCAUGGAUAUGAAUAAGUUCAUAAAAGAAUUUUUUCCAUCCCGAAGAACUCGUGGUUUUAUAACAGCCAUUGGAGGUAUGGAUUCUGAUGAUAGAAUUCGGGUGGAUAUAAAUCUGGACAAAUUAAGAAGGAACGAGGAAUCCUUGGUCUUAUCACUAGAUCAUCAAACUGCGACAAUUGAUGCUAUGUACAAAUUUGUAGACAGCUCAAUGUUGCAUAUAGAUGAUAAGAUGAAAAACGUGAUGAAUACGUUCAACACAUUAGGGAAACUGGUCCAAGACGACUUAAGUUUCGCUAGUACAUAUAAAAAGGCACUACAACUUGAGUCGGAAUUAAUUGAAAUUGGAUUUAGAAUUCAAUCUUUAAUAAAUGACUUAAAUAAACAACAGAAUAUUAUACUACAAGUCUUGCUUAAUAAAGACAAUAGUAUAACAUGGUUUAUUCAAUUACUAGAGCCAGCAAUUUUGUUGCAAAUAUUAAAAGAGGCUGAAAGUAAGAUCAAAGGGGGCCUCGAAUUUCCAAGAAGACAAAAUAGCGGAAUAUUGUCAGAGAUUUUGAGAAUAACGGAUGUAUCCUUUAAAACGGAGAACAACCAAAUGUUGUCAAUUGACCUGAAGAUACCGUUAGUUUCAAAGAGGAAAUUCAAAGCAUUUAAGGGAAGUUUUAUUCCACAAAUAAAUGGAACUAUUAUCAUGACCAUUAAUUUGGAUCGGAAUAUAAUAAUUGAGGAAAUUGAUAGCUAUUGGGGAUUCCUAUUAACGGAAACUCAAUACGAAAACUGCAAAAUAUACAUGAAUUUUAGAAUUUGUGAAUUAAAACUGAAGGAGGAAAAUUUAACUUCAGAAAACGAGUGCCUAUUGAAUCUCAGAUUCAGAAAUUCAACAGAAAAUUGUAAGAUUAAACUUCUGAGAGUCAAUCACGACGCUUGGUUUGAAACCGAGGAGUCAAAUGUUUGGGAGUAUGUAACCCCACAAGAAGUUGAAGUAAAUAUUUUCCAUGGAGAAAAUAAAACAAAAUUGAUUGUUAGGGGUACAGGUCGAAUGAGGCUAACCCCAAACAUGAGGAUUCAAACAAAUAACACAAAAAUUUGGUAUUCAGAUACUACAGUAUCGGAUAACAAAGCAUUAGUAAACACAAUGAACUACAAAAUAAUGAAUUUUACGUGGGAAGAAAGUACAAUGCAUUUGAUCCCAACAUUGAGUGGAAAUUUCUCUAAAGUUUCAUUCUAUGAUCGAAAGAAGCUUUUUGAUUUAGGAAUCGAUGUUGAAGUUCUCAAAAAGCAAAGACCCUUCCUAGAAAAUUUAAUUUAUUCUCCACUUUCAUCAGGCUGGACUAUAGCUAGUAUAGGGACUGGAGCAAUAAUUAUGUUGGCAACGUUGAUAGUACUUUUUAUUUGUUGCUUUAAAGGGCAGAUUUCUUGCCCACAAAACAAAAAGUACGUCUCUUCAUAUUCCAAGGAAAGGAAGUCGAAACCUUUUAAACAAAGGAAUCCAAAGGUUUCAAUUCUGAAAAAACCUCGUUCAUCACCUCCAAAGAUACCGUUGAGAGGACAAAAGAUUACCCAUUUAGGGCCAUUGAUCGACCCACGGGAACCGAAUUCAGACGCUGAGAUGCUUAAAAGGAGGAAAGAUAUUUUCGCCAAUCCAAAUUUAGAACAUAAUGGAGAAAUCAUGCUCAUGCGUGAAUUAAAUCCACAAGCGAAUUUACCAGCAAUUCAAAAAUUAGAAGAAGAAUAUAUGGAACCAGAUAUAUUUCAAACCUCAACAGGAAUAACAAAUGAAAGCGAUAUCCAGGGGAUAUCAGAAAAUAAGACAAUUAUAAAAACACAAACUAGAAGACCACCAGUCAGAAUUCGGUGGUAGAAAAAGUUGAUACAGAGCGACAACCUACAGCUAAUUAUAACAUAAUGCGUUCGCCAAUAACAACAAAAAAGCAUUUGAAUGAACCGAAGAGCUGGAAAUCCAGGAUAAGUAAAUGUCUUGUCAAAGAUUGUCAAAAAUGUCUGCACGUAAUAAUGUCAAAUAGAUGAGCACUAUAAAAGAAUUAAAAGGGGAAGAGGAAACAUACCUCCCAUAAAUAACGCGAAAGAGUAAAACUUUGAUUAAUUAAAUCGGAAGAGACCCCACAUUAUUUGAAAGAAGGGCCUUUCAAAUGAAAAUAGAAGAAAUGAAAUAUUGACCUAGAGCGGAUAAAAGUUUCCCUCGUUACAAUCAGUAUCCCAUGGGAAAUGUUAAAUGAGAUCGUACUUACCGUUCGACAAUAGUAAAAUUGAACAUUGUCGAUAAACUGAAUUUUUUUUUUACGAUUUUUUAUGUUUGAAUGGAUAGUGAAUUAUUGGACAAGGGAACACUACCUAGAAUGACUGUGAUUUGAAUGAAAUAACAAGGGAGUAGUGACCCAGAAUGGUAGUUAUUGAGUAUACGAAUUGUUAAUUAUAUUAUAUACAGCAAUGUAUUAAGAAUUUAUUUUACUCAUUUCUUUUUGCAGACAGAGCAAAUGAGAUACGAACAGGCCUAUAGCCUAGGAAAUUGAGAUUAAUCCUGCCUAAAACCUCAAAUCAGGGGGGGUUUUAGGUCAACAGCAAUUUACCAGGCGAUCCACAGAAGACGAGAAGGAAGAUAAACCAGAAUGGUGAAUAGAAGGAAGGUAAAACAGAAUGAUGGUAUGGUGAGUGUAGAUUGCUGCUAUACGGUAAUGCAAGUGUAAUUUUGGGUUAUCCUUUUCGGUAUUAAAUACUUGCAUUGCUGUAGACCUGUUUUUUUUUUUUCAUAUUUCCAAUAUUUUUACUUUUAAUUUGGUAUAAGAUUUUUUGGCUUAAUUAUUGACAAGAGGGGUGAAUUAUCAUGAAUUCUCAAAAUUAUAUAUUUGUGAGAAAAAUAUUUUUCUUGACUCUAUAUUUUGAGUAAGAAAAUGGAAAUAUUAAAAUUAAAAUUGUUUUCAUUAUUAAUAAAUAUUAAAGACAUAUAUGCUUAAAUGGGAAAACAUGAAAAAGGUAUCAAAUUGGGAAGAAGUUGACAAUAGGAGAGAGUAGAGAAUAGAAAA
This is a messenger RNA of Wyeomyia smithii (pitcher-plant mosquito), 3332 nucleotides long. RefSeq lists its product as uncharacterized. The transcript is spliced from 2 exons. Bases 116 to 2152 code for a protein of 678 amino acids. The record is from RefSeq and is a predicted model, not a curated record. Lineage: Eukaryota; Metazoa; Arthropoda; Insecta; Diptera; Culicidae.